This is a messenger RNA of Hyalella azteca, 762 nucleotides long. RefSeq lists its product as uncharacterized. The transcript is spliced from 5 exons. The annotation marks the transcript as partial. NCBI's taxonomy places the organism in Eukaryota, Metazoa, Arthropoda, Malacostraca, Amphipoda, Hyalellidae. The record is from RefSeq and is a predicted model, not a curated record. Gene Ontology annotation, molecular function: zinc ion binding; nucleic acid binding.
UGAUCAAAUUAAUUCAUUAUGGUGUUACUGAGAGGUAUAGUUAGACUAAGAUUCAGCACAUCCUUUACUGUCUUCUCCCAUUUACUUGAUUUUAACUACUUAUUCAUGAUUAACUAUGCCAUGUAUUCUCUUGUUUCAGCAACAAUUCCAGUGCCAUUACCAUUGCCUGUAAUUUGAAAUUUUGAUAAACUGUUCAAUUUUGAAGACCAGUUGUAUUUACUAGUGAACAAAGCUAUUGCAAGGAUGGGUCCAAAAAAGAAGCCAAAAAGGAAGCAGUGCUUCAGUUGCGGCCAAUUUGGUCACUAUACGCAGGACUGCCAAAAAGGAGAAAACCAUGACGUGGCUGCAGUGAACUCUGAGCCCGAGGCUGCAACGUCUCCGACUUCACUGAUCUCAGAGAGCCCGUCAAGAGGUGGCCAAACGCCUGGUCAGUGUGUGACUAUGAACACCUCAGCGCAUGGCAAGGCAGGCUGCUCUUCACGUCAGGAAGACGUGCCUGUGCUCUCAUCCUCAACAGAGAAGGAUUUACCAUUGGCCUCUACAACAAGUGACCGAGUGCAUGGACAGCGAGCGAUAUCUCUCACCGCUGUUCAUGGUGAGACUGGCUACUCACCCCAACUUCACACGUCAACAGAUGCUAGUGGGCCUUCAUGCUCGACGAGUGCAGAUUUACCUAUGCAGCAUUUACAGAGUUCUUCGAACAAGAAGAGGAAGAUGGAUGGGUCAACGGAAUCCUUACUGACGAGUGUGCCGUUUCCGCCG